Monascus purpureus is the source of this 938-nucleotide messenger RNA. NCBI's taxonomy places the organism in Eukaryota, Fungi, Ascomycota, Eurotiomycetes, Eurotiales, Aspergillaceae. The record is from the annotation of a GenBank genome assembly.
CUCGAGCCUGCGGAUUACCCACGCGUCGCACAUUUAAAUAUCGAACGUCGAAGAUAUGAUUAAUUUCUUCGUUGACUUCAUGGAGACCCAUCGCCUAGGGAUAAUUGAAACAAGGCACAUGAUUCUGGAGGACCAGAUGCAGACGGGCACUCGUCAUCCUGAUUGUAAGCUGGCGGAGUUACAUUCAACCACGGUGGAUUUCCCAUAGACGGGGAUCGCAGUCAUGAUGAAUGAAUUACCAAAAGCAAUAAUUUAUAGGCCAGAUUUUUAUCUUGGACCCAGGACCACAAGCACAUAUUAUCGAUCUGAAAUCGAACUGGACCGUUAUGUAAUCCAUGAAGCCUAUGAUGAGGACGAACAUGACACGGAGCCGCGUCGUAAAUACUACAAGUCAGAUAAGAUCCUUGGCAAGCUCUACAGAGCCAUUAACGAGCGGAAGAUCUGGUAUGAGGAUGGCACGAUGCUUCGAUCUUGGAUGUUAUGUUAGGUGGACGCAUCGCGCCAGAGAGGCAAGGCGCAUUCGAUUGGCGACGCAAUCUUCAUUGCGAUGAACGACUUUUCUGGCCAUCCAGUCAACCCAAUCAGUGAACUUGAAGUGUUCAUCGGACACACUAUCAAUGCGAGUACAUAGUAGUAUAUUAUGGUGUUUUAGAUACUGAAGUUAGAUAGCAAACGCCUCCCUAUAUGCUUUUGCCUUUUUUUUUCUCUCUUUCUUUUAUCCUAGAAUGCCCCUCUCAACCGUUCCAAGAAACCGCCUGGCCGUCUCUGCCGCUGCCCCUGAUCAGAAGUAAUCCCAUCACGUCGUCCAACCCCCGUACUCGUACUCGCCGCCGCAGCAGCAGCAGCCUCCCCUUCCAACCUCCGCCUAAGAUCAUGAUACCUCUCCGUCCCCUCUCUCUCCCCAUGCCCAUGGCUAUUAUCAACACUGUAAGUUCCUA